ACACUGUGCCCGCCAUUUUUAAAAACACAGCUUCAGUAUGGACGCUAAAUCCAAGCAGUGGUCCGUGGAGGAGACAAACUGUUUCCUUGCAAUAUGGUCCUCGGCUGAAAUCCAAGAACAAUUUGAGGGAGCUACCAGAACUAAGGCGAUAUUCCAGAAGAUGCAGAUGGAGAUGUGUGCAGCGGGGUAUUUCCGGACCACUGACCAGAUCAUUAACAAACUUAAAAAGCUAAAGAUGGACUACAGGGACAAAAAGAAGGACCUCAGUAGAAGCGGCAAAGGUCGACCAACGCUAGAUUCGCAUUACUAUAUCCUGGACUCGGUCCUCGGAAACGGACCGGCUGUAGUGGAUGACACGCUGCUGCAAACUUACACUGAAGCUGAUUCCCCCACUACAGCAGACAAUCCUGUAAACUGCAACAGCACCUUCAUAUCCUACCCUCCACCAGACCUGACACAUUGCCCCCCAGAGGACUCCCAAGACCCAGAUACGUCCUUGUGCUGUUGGACAAAGAAAGAGGUCCAAGCAUUGUUGACACUUUGGGCAAAUCCCGCUGUUCAAGAAGAGCUUCUUCUCAACGUGAGGAAUAAUAAAGUUUACGCGGUCCUCAGUGCUCAACUGGCAUAUCUCGGAUUCCACAAAGCGCCACAGAAGUGCAGGGAGAAAAUCAAAAAACUGAAGCAGGAGUACAAGAGAAUCAAGGGCGGAGGCAGCAGCAGUAGCCAGAAGACCACGUGGUUUUCCAUCAUGGAUGAAGUCCUCAGUUCCAAAGAUGCAGCAGAAAGUUGUUCAGAAACAGCAGAACCCCAACUGCUCAUUCAGUCACAGUCAGCCCUGGAUGUGGACACUGAUGAUGAAACCCAGUGGUUGCCUGAUGAAGUCCAAGUGCUGAUGACCCUCUGGGCACAACCAAACGUUCAGAAACAGCUUCUCACCACAGCAGCAACCGAUCAAGUCUUUAUGAACCUGAGCAGUGAACUCACAUUAGUGGGUUUUAACAAGACACCACAUCAGUGCAGUCUUAAAGUGAAUAACCUUAUAGAAGAGUACAGAAGAAUCAAGGCAGUGGAACCACACAGGGACGUUACAAAUGAAUGGUUUUCUAUUUUGGAUAGUGUUCUCAGCCCUGUCGGAGAGACGUCUGCAGAGGUGGAUUCUGCUGUGCUGACACAACCAGAAUCACCAGAAGAUCAGCAUGGAAAUGAUAUGUUUCGGGCGUGUUGGACACCAGAUGAAAUUGUAGUACUGGUGAGCCGGUGGGCGGAGAAGAGCAUCCAGGAGCAGCAUCGAUCGACUCCCAGUAAUGACGUAGUGUACGCUCAGCUGAGCUCCGAGCUCGCCACGGACGGCUUCGAUAAGACCACCAGCCAAUGCAGGUCAAAAAUAAAAGUGCUGAAAGGAAAGUACAGAAGAAUUAAGGAACAGAAGGACUGUAAAAAGCAGAGAAGCAGAUGGUUUGCCAUUAUGGACCGAGUCCUCGGUCAUCGUAAACCAAAGGCAGAAGUUACACAAGGAGCUGAAGUCAUGGAUUCAGCCCCCGGCUUUCUGCAGACUUCACAGCAAGACCUUCCAGAAACAGUGAAAGACUUAGGUUGCCGCCUAUCCUUCUCCUCAUUGUGUCUCCUGGUUCCAACCCUGCGUCUGAUGUGUGCCUUUGCCUGGCAAGUGGUCCAGUGUUGUAACGUGCCACAUUAUGGGAAGGUGGAGGAGCUGGUGAGGCUGGUGACGGAGCUGGUCCCAGAGUUGCUGACUCCCAGAGAAAAACUACAACUUGUGCUCAGACUGAGGGCAACUAUGGUGUUAGAACUGUGUCGCAAUGAGAGCACAGCCAACCUGCUGAACAUCCAGCCUCACCUGAAGGUCAUUCAAAACCUGGAAAUGGACCCCACCUGUGAUCAGGAGGAAUCUCAGGAGCUGGAAAAUUCAAAGUCAGACUUUGUCGAGUCCGUCCAUAUCCUGCUCGAGGACACGAAGGAGGAGAGAAAGACGUUUUUCAAGGAAGUCUUUCCCAUCCACUAUGGCCAGCAGUAUGAGGCCACUCUGCAAACAUUAGUUUGGAAAUUCAUCUCUAGACUGGAUUAUCUUUUGCCUAUACCAGAUAUAAAACAGACUGCACAGUGGCUCAGCGACGCCCCCUCUGUCAUGGAAGAAUGUGGACAACUGGUUUUAGAAACGGAGCAGCUGAAGGCACUACUGCACUUCCACCAGCAACAGACAGGAAGCGCAAGCAAAGACAACGCUCAAACUCAGAAUAUGUUUUUGCCGAGGCUGUCUCUUCCUCACAAACCAAACUCGACGCAACUUGCUUCAGAGAAACAAGAACGGCCUGCAGGCAACGCAGAUGGACAGUUUGAUUAUAGUGAGGACGAGGAUGCUAUUAAGGAAAUCCACACUGAGGAUGAACUGACUCUGCAGGACUUUAGCAAAGGAGAUGAAGGCCUGAAGUCGAAUGACAAACAAAGCGAUGACCUCACUGCAGCAGACUGCUCAAAUUCAAAGAAGUCUUCAGCACUUCAUUGUCCCUACUCUGACAGUCAGGGGUCAGGUCUUAUGCAGCACAUCAGAAAGUUGCAUCUGAUUCAGGAACCAAGGACAGCCAAUGUCCAUCAGAAAGUAGACAGUGAAAUGUGCACUCUGGAGAUGAAGAGCAUAACAAACACUUGUGAGUAUUGUGGGAAGGUCUUCAAGGACCUGUCAGUUCUAAAGCGCCACAGAGAAACACACACACUGCUAUUCCACUGCGACAAGUGUGAUAAGAAGUACUCCUCCAGGUGGUCGCUGAAUGUGCACCGCCAGAUUCACAUGAAUGGGAAGCCAUAUUUGUGUUCACAAUGUGGCCGGGUCUUCAGAACUCCAUACAGCCUGGACUUUCACGUUCGCAUACACACAGGAGACCGGCACUAUAAAUGCCACAUUUGUGGGAAGACUUCAAUCCAGCAUAUGACGAGACACAUGCGGAUGCACAGAGGGGAAAAGAACUAUCUUUGUACAGAAUGUGGAAAAGCUUUUCUGUCCAACGGGGAGUUAAGGCUACACAUGCGGUCCCACACAGGGGAGCGUCCGUACACGUGCAAACACUGUGGAAAAGGUUUCAUAGCAAAGUGCCUAUUGACGGUUCAUAUGCGCCAGCAUACAGGAGAGAGUCCUUACAGGUGUUCAGUGUGUCCGAAAUCCUUUCAGACUCUGGGAGCGCAGAAAAGGCAUGUGAUGAUCCACUCGAACAAAAAGUCAUUCCAGUGUUUGAAGUGCGGUAAAAUAUUCAGGCAAGAAAACACUUUUAAAAUGCAUGUUCAGACACACAGCUGAAAGUAAUAGCUGCUGUUUUUAUUCAAGAAUUGCAAAACAAUUGUAUGUAAUGCUGGUUUAAGCAGUACAACUUGU
Centropristis striata (black sea bass) is the source of this 3382-nucleotide messenger RNA. RefSeq lists its product as uncharacterized. Bases 38 to 3307 code for a protein of 1089 amino acids. Gene Ontology annotation, biological process: regulation of transcription by RNA polymerase II. The record is from RefSeq and is a predicted model, not a curated record. The transcript is spliced from 12 exons. Gene Ontology annotation, molecular function: RNA polymerase II cis-regulatory region sequence-specific DNA binding; DNA-binding transcription factor activity, RNA polymerase II-specific. Lineage: Eukaryota; Metazoa; Chordata; Actinopteri; Perciformes; Serranidae. Gene Ontology annotation, cellular component: nucleus.